GCGUUUCCGGGGGCGGGAGGUGCAGACUGGGGCGGUCGCGGCUGCGACGGCUUGAACGGGCCUGGCGCCGGCGGCGGAAAGUACCCUACUUGCAGGCUAUGUGAGCGCCAAGUCCUUGGCAGCACCGAACGAGAUUUGUGAUGAAAUGGAGCCUGGAACAAACUCUUUUCGAGUAGAAUUUCCUGACUUUUCCAGCACCAUUCUGCAGAAACUAAACCAGCAGCGCCAGCAGGGACAAUUAUGUGAUGUCUCCAUUGUUGUCCAAGGCCACAUUUUCCGGGCACACAAAGCUGUUCUUGCUGCCAGUUCACCCUACUUCUGUGACCAGGUACUCCUGAAAAACAGCAGGAGGAUUGUUUUGCCUGAUGUGAUGAACCCCAGAGUGUUUGAGAACAUUCUCCUAUCAAGUUACACGGGACGUCUAGUAAUGCCUGCUCCAGAAAUUGUCAGUUACUUAACAGCAGCAAGCUUCCUCCAGAUGUGGCAUGUGGUAGACAAAUGCACUGAGGUUUUAGAGGGAAACCCCACAGUCCUUUGUCAGAAGCUAAAUCAUGGCAGUGACCACCAGUCUCCAAGCAGCAGUAGUUAUAAUGGCCUGGUAGAGAGCUUUGAGCUGGGCUCUGGGGGCCACACCGAUUUCCCCAAAGCCCAGGAACUGAGGGAUGGAGAGAAUGAAGAGGAGAGCACCAAAGACGAGCUGUCAUCUCAGCUCACCGAGCAUGAAUACCUUCCUAGCAACUCGUCCACAGAGCACGACCGGCUGAGCACUGAAAUGGCGAGCCAGGAUGGGGAGGAGGGGGCCAGCGACAGUGCCGAGUUCCACUACACCCGGCCCAUGUACAGCAAGCCCAGCAUCAUGGCUCACAAACGCUGGAUCCACGUGAAGCCCGAGCGCUUCGAACAAGCGUGCGAGGGCAUGGAUGUGCACGCGCCCUACGACGAGCACCAGGUCACAGAGUCCAUCAACACCAUGCAGACAGAGCACUCCGUCCAGCCCUCGGGAGUAGAGGAGGACUUCCACAUCGGGGAGAAAAAGGUGGAAGCGGAGUUUGAUGAACAGGCUGAUGAAAGCAAUUAUGACGAGCAGGUGGACUUCUAUGGCUCUUCCAUGGAAGAGUUCUCCGGAGAGAGGUCAGAUGGGAAUCUGAUUGGGCACAGACAGGAGGCUGCCCUAGCAUCGGGUUACACUGAGAAUAUUGAAAUGGUCACAGGAAUUAAAGAAGAAGCUUCCCACCUGGGAUUCUCAGCCAGCGACAAGCUGUAUCCAUGUCAGUGUGGGAAAAGUUUCACGCACAAGAGUCAGAGGGAUCGACACAUGAGCAUGCACCUUGGCCUUCGGCCUUAUGGCUGUGGUGUCUGUGGUAAGAAAUUCAAAAUGAAGCAUCAUCUCGUGGGCCACAUGAAAAUUCACACAGGCAUCAAGCCAUAUGAGUGUAAUAUCUGUGCAAAGAGAUUUAUGUGGAGGGACAGUUUCCACAGGCAUGUGACUUCUUGUACCAAGUCCUACGAAGCUGCAAAGGCUGAGCAGAAUACGACUGAGGCUAACUAAAAAUAGGAUCUGGUCUUUGAGUGGCAGGCACAAAAAUAAACUAUGGUAAUUAUGCAAAUCUGGGCACAGAUGAUGCGUGCUACUUGCUAUUAUGAGAGAAGCUUAAAAAAAAAGAAAGAUAUUUCUGAGAGACCAGCUCUAAGUAGGCCAAUUAAAAAAUCUAAUUCUUGAAAUUUGUAUGUUCCAGGCCUGGAGUGGGUAAUGGGGAUACAUUAGCCCCCUCCCCACUUGGCAAGGUAAACCCUCAGGCCUGUUGUGAUCGAGGCAGGUGGACUUGGGGAUAAAGACACCUGCACGUGGAACUGGACUCCAACCCACCAGUUCCAUUUCAAGUGGCAGCAGUUUUUGAUCACUCAUUAUUACAAGGUCAUGUUGGAAUUUUAUUUUGCUCUUACUAUAGAUACUUAGGUAAUGUUGGUUUGUUUUGGUAGCUGCUUCACUGAAUGAAAUGCUACUUAUGUAAUAGCUACAAAUAAUGUGAUUCCUAGGAUACGAAGUUGAUUAACAGAGCUCUCUUAGCUGGUUUUAUUCUUCUAAAGGGUAUUUUAACUACAACUAUGGAGAUACUAAGAGGGUGACAUUCUAAGUAUGAAACAAAUAACUUAUGGUACAAGCCUCAGUUUCUCUAAGAUGCCACUGUCACAAUGUGUUUCAGACUCUUGACAAGUCAAUUUUAUAUUUUAGUACUAACAUUUAGUUGAAACAAUUGUAUCUAAUUGUAAUUCUCUAGGGUGCCAGAGAUAGGUGUUCCUAAUAGGUUCUCUGUCCCAAAUCCUGUUUGUUUAAUUGUAGCAUCUACAUGGCGGGAUCUGCUCUGUGGCUAGUAGACAUCUAGCCUGCUUCACCUCUGCCACGGUACCAUUGGCUGCUCCAGCUGAUAUACUCUGUCUUAGGUUAUGGAGCUUCCUGAAGAGAUCAGGCAGUGACCACAGUUAUUGGGGAGGAGCCAGAAGUCACGGCUGAGAACUUCAGGAGCUAAUAGAGUGCUACGGUGACACUCCAACUUAGAAUGAGAGUUGCAGAAUUUGGAGUAUCGGGUUAUACUUGAUGGGGUGGGGGGACUGCCCAAGAAAAGAGGAGUCUUGAAAAUACACUGGCAGGGGAGAUACUCAUAAAGGGGUACACUGAGCUAAUAAUUCCAGCUCUUGAUGAGUGCUGGAAUGUGUUUUAAAGGGGAAAAGAAAGAGUCCUAAUUUUAGAAAGUAGUCCACAGAUUCACGCUCCCAUAUUAUAAAGCUGCAUAAAUUUACAAGUCAUAGCUAUACCUACCAAAAAAAAAAAAAAACCAAGAAAAGCAGCUAUUCUGAGACCUUUUCUGAGGAUCAGUCAGAGGUUUUAGGUUAAAAAGGAAGCAUAUAUUCAGGAUGUUUUAAGCUGUGUAAUAUACCUGAAGUCACCAGGGUAGGACAGGGUGCUACUGUUAACUUUACCGUAAACUUACUGGUUUAUUAUUUCUUAGUGGAAACUUUUUUUCCUUAAAAUAAAAAUAACUUUUCCUGGAUUUGGGGUGAAAUUUUGUUUUAAAAGUUUGGCUUUGCUCUAAUAUGAUGGACAUUGCUGGCAAUGGCCUCUGAUCCUCAAGCUCCUACCAUCAAGGCAUUUAGUUGUUAAACGUUAUUUGAAAGGGGGAAGAAAGACUUAUUUACCAGUUAACUCUUGUAAUCGAGGUUACAGACCAGGGAUCUACUCAUUAACACUGUAUCAUUCUCGAUAUAUAAAAGCACUUUGUAUUUAAAACUUUAUUAUAAAUAUAUAUAUUAUAUUGAUUUUUUUUAACCUAGAAACUAGAUAUUACCUCUUGGUUGUUUGCCACAUUAAUAUCCUCUUCUCUUUAAGUGUUGAAGCUUCACCAAUUAACAGUCUUUUCUCUGUGUACCUGGCGGAGUAUAUAGAGGUGACUGUACAAUUGAGCUCUUUUGCUCCUUCUCUUUUUCUUUCAUUAGAAAACGGUGGGUUUUAGGUAUGAUCCUAACCAUCAUGUGUGAGAAGAAAUUGUUUGAUUUCUCCUGCUUAUUUCAGUACUAAGGCAAUGAAGCUAUUUUGUUUUGCCAAAGCUGAUCACCCUCUCCCGUGGUAUCAGCAAACCAUUUUCUGCCUGUUUGGAAGGUUCGAUGCGCUGGUUUCUAUUAAAAGUUAUAUUCAAGUGAGUAUCGCAACACUUGGGAAGAAGAGUCUGAGAGGUAAAAAUAAAAUGUCCUGGAGAAAUCAUGCUCCUUCAGUUACAUUGAGACCAGCACAGUACCCCGUCGUGAGCAGUGGUGGCGAAGCGCUCUUGUUCAGCCAGGGCGGGUGGGCAGCUCUUGGGGGGUCGAUGGGGACUUAAUUUACUGUGCUGGGACUUAAUUUACUGUGUGGUGAAGAGAAGGAGGCCUUUUACUGAAAUCCUUCUAUGUACAUCAGCUGCUAAGUGUGGUGUUUAAAAUACAAGUUCCUCGCGUCUGCUGUUGGAAGCUGUGGACGGUAGUGGGGUUUUCAUCAAAAUUAGCCUUGCAGGUCAAGUCAGCCAGACCCUGUGAGGUGGCUGGGCAUCUGAAAUGUUCUGAGAGGGGACGGAAGGGUAUUGUCUUAGUGUGGCUGUUAAAAGCGACUCUGUAAUCUUUGCUUUUAGGCUGAGGGAGUCAGGCUAUAUUACCACCUUUUUUUCCUACCCAUCCUGGCUUGGAUAGCCUCUGUCCUUACCCUCGGGACUUUAGAAAAUCUUUAUCCUUCCCGUUGAGUUUGGACAGUAGUGGGUAACGUUUCCAAACAGUCUUUCAGGGAUCGUGUCAGUGGCCUACAACCAAGGUAUUUGUCUCCUGCUUUGAGUCUUAACUGUGAUUUUUUUCCAGUUCCAGUGAUGAAAGGGCUUCAAGGCACCACCAGUGGUAUUUAAUAUUAGUAUUUAUGCCGUACGUUUAAUUUCAGAUCCACCCAUUGCAAUAUCCACUUGGGAAAGUAGGCGUCUAACUGGAGAAGGACUGCAGUAGCCUCUCCUCGGCCGUCGAGGGUUACCCUCUGACACGCUUAGGCCCCAGCCUGUUGAUUUGAUUUCUCCAUCUCCUUUUCUUCCAGUCCCUUCUUUUGGCCACUGCUUUCAAAGAGUCUGCCCGGAAGUGUCCCCUCCAUUCUGUUGGGCAUUUGCUGAACUAAACUGACCAUGUGCUAACUUCUAGCUAUUUGGGAAAGCUGCCUAGUCUCAGUGCUGGCUUCCCCCUCCCCACGCUGCUGCGGAAGUGAAGUUGGGGCGGAGCAGCAGCAGCAACGAACGCUGCGCUUUCCCCCGGGGAAGGGUGUCAAGGACGCCAUCACACCAAAUCCAGGUGUUUGCUUUUGUGAGGUCUCUGAUAACUUAGGAAUGCUGAAAACCAAGCGACAUGUAUCCCGACUCCCCCCUUGCCCCUCUGUGCCACACUAAUUUUGUGAUUUAGGUUGCUUUCAUGGGUAACUAACUUUGUUCAGUGAAACCAGGGUGCGUGUUUGGGUUUUUUCUUUGCUACUUAUAUGUUUAAAGGUACAUGUUUCUUAUUUCAGACCUCUACUGAUAGUGCCCUGUGGGAAGAUGCUGGAACACAUUUUGCAAAUGUGACUUUUUUUUUUUUUUUUAGUUUUGCUUGAAGCCUGUGUCAUAAUGUCAAUUGCUGCUGCCUUCUUUCCUUUUAGAGGUUCCCAAUGUUUCUUCCAGAAAAUUACUUUAUUUAUGCAAGUCAGGUGACUCUUAGACCACGAAACCAUUUGAUGAUAAACAGAUUAUCAUUAGGUGCAUAUCUUAUUGAUAUUUUGUGAAAUGUUAUGCCUGUGUUGCAAAAGUUAACUAGUUUUGUCUUUAUAUAUUGCUGUCUUCAGUGUACAGCAUGGUUUUACUUAAUUGAAUGUUACUGUUUAAUAUUUUCUUCUUAUAGAAGAGCCCAUGCCCUUUUGUAUG
Phacochoerus africanus (Common warthog) is the source of this 5450-nucleotide messenger RNA. It is a transcript of the gene ZBTB43, whose product is annotated as zinc finger and BTB domain containing 43. Bases 146 to 1549 code for a protein of 467 amino acids. NCBI's taxonomy places the organism in Eukaryota, Metazoa, Chordata, Mammalia, Artiodactyla, Suidae. Gene Ontology annotation, biological process: regulation of transcription by RNA polymerase II. The transcript has 2 exons. The record is from RefSeq and is a predicted model, not a curated record. Gene Ontology annotation, molecular function: RNA polymerase II cis-regulatory region sequence-specific DNA binding; DNA-binding transcription factor activity, RNA polymerase II-specific; protein binding.